AUGGACCGCAAGAGCGAGCCUGUGCCGCAGACAGCCACCGCGGCCACCGUGACCAAGAGCGGCCGCGCCAGCAAACCAUCGACACCAGCGUUGCCGAACUUUCCCGACGCCGUCGUGCGCUCGCGUACGUCGCGCAACGCGGACGGCAAGGACGCAGGCAAGCGCAAGAAGAGCACCUCGACUACGGCGGUGCAGGCGGCGCAGACAGCGCGUUCCAUAGAGGAGGGUGCCAGGAACGGGAGCGGUGGCGUCGGUCUCGGUGCUACCGCCGCACCGGGCGAGGAAGAGGAGGGCGACAUUGACGCGGACGAGCCUCGAUACUGCUACUGCAACAGCGUGAGCUACGGCGAGAUGGUGGCGUGCGACGCCGACACGUGUGAGCGCGAGUGGUUCCAUCUCGAGUGCGUGGGGUUGAAGGUGGCACCCAAGGGAAACGCGAAAUGGUUCUGCGAGCCGUGCAAGAAGCGUCUGACUGCCGCGGGCAAGAAGGUCAAUGGCAGAUAG
Messenger RNA from Verticillium alfalfae VaMs.102, 504 nucleotides. RefSeq lists its product as hypothetical. The record is from RefSeq and is a predicted model, not a curated record. Gene Ontology annotation, cellular component: nucleus; Rpd3L complex; Rpd3L-Expanded complex. Gene Ontology annotation, biological process: regulation of DNA-templated transcription. The transcript has 2 exons. NCBI's taxonomy places the organism in Eukaryota, Fungi, Ascomycota, Sordariomycetes, Glomerellales, Plectosphaerellaceae. The coding region runs from base 1 to 504 and encodes 167 amino acids.